GGGCCCCGCGCACCCCCAGCCCUCCAUGCAGCUUGGAGCCGGCCGGUGACAGGGCAGCCACCAUGUCGCAGGGCGCCGGGGGCAGCGGCAGCCGCCUCCUCCUCCUCACCGGGCUCCUCUUGGCGCUGGGGCUGUCCCCGACAUCGUCCAUCCACGUGUACACGCAGCGGGAGGUGCACGGCACCGUCGGCUCCCACGUCACCCUCUCCUGCAGCUUCUGGUCCAGCGAGUGGAUCUCUGAGGACAUCUCCAUCACCUGGCACUUCCAAGCUGAGGGCUCCCGCGACAGCAUCUCCAUAUUCCACUUCGCCAAAGGCCAGCCCUACAUCGAUGAUGUGGGCAGCUUCAAGGAGCGGAUGGAGUGGGUGGGCAACCCCCGCCGCAAGGACGGCUCCAUCGUCAUCCACAACCUGGACUACACCGACAACGGCACCUUCACCUGCGACGUCAAGAACCCCCCCGACAUCGUGGGCAAAUCCUCCCAGGUCACGCUCUACGUCUUCGAGAAAGUGCCCACCCGCUACGGUGUUGUCCUGGGCUCCAUCAUCGGUGGGGCUCUGCUGCUGGUGGCCGUGGUGGUGGCCCUCGUCUAUCUCAUCCGCUACUGCUGGCUGCGGAGGCAGGUGGCCCUGCAACGACGGCUGAGUGCCAUGGAGAAGGGGAAGCUGCAGCGAUCAGCCAAAGACGCGUCCAAGCGCAGCCGGCAGGCGCCCGUGCUCUACGCCAUGCUGGACCACAGCCGCAGCACCAAGGCAGCGAGCGAGAAGAAAGCCAAGGGAGCCCCGGGAGACUCCCGCAAGGAUAAGAAAUAGCGGUUAGCAGGCAGGGAAGGUACCGGGGGGGCGGGCGCCGGGGCCUCCCGGCCCCCUAAAGUCGUCAUGACCAUCGAGAUGGAGCUGCGGAGGGAGGAGGCCGAGGCCGCCCGCCCCCCGCCCGCCGUCCGCUCCCCCAGCAAGGGCAGCCUCAAGAGCGCCCUGAUGCACAUCAUCAAGCCCAACUCGGGGACCUGACGCCCGGCCGCCGGCGGAGGGGAGGGGGGGCCGGGACACGCCGCCCCCACCCCCCCCCUUCACCCCC
Calidris pugnax (ruff) is the source of this 1077-nucleotide messenger RNA. It is a transcript of the gene MPZ, whose product is annotated as myelin protein zero. The transcript is spliced from 6 exons. Gene Ontology annotation, biological process: myelination. Lineage: Eukaryota; Metazoa; Chordata; Aves; Charadriiformes; Scolopacidae. The record is from RefSeq and is a predicted model, not a curated record. Gene Ontology annotation, cellular component: membrane.